Messenger RNA from Brassica napus (rape), 2296 nucleotides. RefSeq lists its product as uncharacterized. The transcript has a single exon. Lineage: Eukaryota; Viridiplantae; Streptophyta; Magnoliopsida; Brassicales; Brassicaceae. The coding region runs from base 393 to 1445 and encodes 350 amino acids. The record is from RefSeq and is a predicted model, not a curated record.
AAUGUUUAAAUGUUUAAAUGUUUAAAAACACUUAAUCUCGAUUUAUAUUCCUAAAGGCCUUGAAACCUUAAUUUUAAAAUCGAAUCCUACUAAUGUUUAAACCGAAACCCUAGAAUUGAUUAAGAUUAUUUGCAUACAUAUGAAUCUGAAUAUGGAUUGCAUUCAUACUGUUUAAAAGGAAUCGACCAGCAUGUAGUUUAUAAAAUCUUGAAACCGUUUGCAUUAAGUAGAACUACAUGGCCGUGUGGCUUGAUGAUUGUUUCGCACCAUGGUCGAUUAGAUUGCUUGAUUUUCAUAAAUGCGUAAGACAUGUUUGUGGCCAAGCUUGUUGAUUAUCUUGCGGCCACAUGAUCACAUUGUGAGACUUAAUUUUGAAUGAUGAUGUGAUUCAGAUGUCGAAAAUCUCAAACAUAGACUAUGCAGCCCUUAAUCCCUCCGGAGAUAACUACUUGCAGUGGGCGCUCGAUACAAAGAUCAGUCUAAGGUCAAAGGGACUUGGUGAUACUAUCAUCAAGGGCAACAAUGAGACCGAUAAGAAUCGGUACAUGGCUAUAAGUAUUAUACGCCAUCACCUCAUUGAAGGUCUAAAAGAUCAGUACAUCACGAUGGAAAAUCUACUAGAACUUUGGGAUGCUUUACAGCAUAGAUAUGAUCACCAGAAAACAGUGUUACUUCCAAAGGCUAGAAACGACUGGAAGAAUCUUAGAUUCUUGGAUUAUAAGUCGGUUGAUGAGUACAAUUCAGUCUUAUUUAAGACGGUCUCGAUGCUGAGACUUUGUGGUGAAGUAGUAACCGAAGAAGAGUUACUUGAGAAGACUUACUCCACAUUCCAUUCAUCGAAUGUGAUACUGCAACAGCAGUACAUAAUGAAAGGCUUCGCCACAUAUACUGAUCUGAUCUCGUGCCUGCUUCUGGCCGAGGCAAACAAUGAGCUCCUGAUGAAGAACAGUGAAGUUAGACCUGUUGGAACAACACCAUUACCGGAAGCUAAUGAGGUUGAAAAGAAAGAACCCAACGAGUGCAAUUACGUCCAAAACAAUAAGAGAUCACACGGUAAUGGCCGUGGUGGUUACAAGGGGCGUGGCAGUGACAAUUACAUGAACAACCGAGAUAACUACUCGACCGGCCGGAAAGGAAACCACAAUAACCAUGGUCGUGGUUCCAAUUAUGGCCGUGGCCGAGGUAGUUAUGGCCGUGGUCGAGGCGGCAUAUCCAAACCGUCUUACUCGACCAAAUCCGUUUGUCACAGAUGUGGAAUGGGAAACCAUUGGGCCAAGAACUGUAGAACCCCUAAGCACUUAUGUGAGCUAUACCAAGAAAGUCUGAAGAACAAGAACCCGGAGGCUCACAUGGUUCACGAUUCCGGAUAUAAGGCCGAUAAUGAUUCCGACAUUGCUAAAGAUGACCAGAUGGACUUUGAGACUUCUGAUUGUCUCAAGGACUAAAUAUCGAUACGACUUGUCUUAUUGCUUUAUGAUUUGCUUUGAUGUUUCAUGAUUUUAUAUAUAUAUAAUAAGAUGGAUGUCCGACUCUGUCCGUCUAAGGGCAUCCGACUCUUCAGCAAAGAACAUCUGGCUAUCCUACUAGACGCGUCUGGCUUUUAAGACUAAAAGGCGUCUAGCCCUUCUUCUUGAUCACGGGCUAGUAGAGACAAAGGAUCAACCGGAUACAAAUGUAUUGUAGUCCAUAAGCUUGUGAAAGCCGAGAUUCAUGACCUAAUAAUAUAUACUUAGCGUGUAAUAUGAUCCACAACAACUAAGGUCAUGAGACGCCAUCAUUAAGAUAGGAAUGCAAAAUGAAUACGGCAUUACCUAAGGCAAAGAAAUCGAUGUCCACAUCCAUGAGAGUGUUCGGCCGCAGAGCCAUAAUAAGAGAUUAUAAACUCACAGCAAUGAUCAUUGAUCUUGAACACUCAUGAGACAAGUAGUAGACAUGUAUAGACGAGGUCUAUGACCCAGACAUGGAUCAGCCAGAUCGAGACAUAGGUUCAUGAUAACCAUGUCUAGUACACUGUCCAUAAGUACUUGGUUUAUCCGACCAUAGUAAAGAGUUAACAGUAGACGAUCACGUCUAGACUAUGGACACAUGCAAACACGAUUUGCAAAGACCCAAUAGUGAUCCCCGAGAACAAUAUGGUCCACAUUAUUUAGCACACAUGCUUUACCGGGAUACUUAAUGUCAAAAGACAUGAGAGACGACCUAAGAGGUCGAAGUGGUCUAGAUACGGCUUAGUAAUGAACUUAGCCGAUUACUCCCUUCCUAUACAUACAGGAAAUAUCACGCACCAAGAUGCGUA